Messenger RNA from Cordyceps militaris CM01, 303 nucleotides. RefSeq lists its product as uncharacterized. The coding region runs from base 1 to 303 and encodes 100 amino acids. Lineage: Eukaryota; Fungi; Ascomycota; Sordariomycetes; Hypocreales; Cordycipitaceae. The transcript has 2 exons. The record is from RefSeq and is a predicted model, not a curated record.
AUGUAUAACUCACCACAGAGCGGCAUUCAGCCACACGGCACGGCACACGGCACUUUGCUUCUUCACAUUGUCCCAUUGCCACCUUCUCGAUGCAGUCUGGUCCAAUGGGCGUCGCCCCCGUACCACGUUUGGCAAGUCGGUAUCGAAAGGGUCGGCCUUGCUGACGGCCGUGCCCGCCUUUGUCGCCGAGGGACCGUCAGCUGGCAUCGGAGUAUUGGCCAAACGGAGACUAACACGAAAUUCAAUACCAUGUCGCCUGUUUUGUCUCCUUGCAGAUCCCGUUUCCGAUCGAUGGACAGCUAA